AUGUCAGCGCUUAAUGAGAACAGUGCCAGCGCUAACGCCAACGCCCGAGCCGACGCCAGCCCAGUAACAACAUCAGCAUCAGCAUCAGCAGCGGCAGCAGCGACUGUUGCCAAUAGUAAAAGCCCCGCCACAACGACCACAAUGUUAGCCACAAAAACGCCAUUUUCCAUUGAGCAUAUAUUAUUUCAAAAUUUAAAUACAGCCAGCAACAACAACAGCCAUAACAAAAACAACAACAAUAACAGUAGCAACAACAAUCAAAAGUUCAACAAAUAUACAGUGAAAAGUGCCAGAAGUAGUGGCAGUUCCAAUACAAAUGCCAAUAACAAUUCCAUCUCGACAUCAAGUGCCAGUGCAUAUGAUAAUAAUAAAUAUCCAAGUGCCACAUCUGCGACGGUGUCCAAUCGACCAGCAAUCAGUCCCAGCCAUUCAACGUCGGCGUAUGCCAGCGAGGAUUAUGUAAAGUCCUUGCACAGCCAACGUGCCCAUCAACAACGUGCUGCCGCCUCACAUUAUGGGCAUCCGUCUUCUGGACCAAACUCAGAAUCGAAUUUAUCACAAAUGACGUCUGGACCUGCCGCACCUCCAGCCCCACCACCGCCGCCACCGCCGCCAGCACCUACAGGAAGUGGACCAAGUGGAGUUCUGUACCCUAGUGCAGGCUAUAGUGAUCACGGCUUCCUGCAAAUGACACUGGGAUAUCUGUCGCCAUCGUCGGGCACAUACAAGUCGGUGGAUCCCUACUUUUUGUCCCAAGCCAGCUUGUUCGGAGGAGCGCCUUUCUUUGGGGCGCCUGGCUGUGUGCCGGAGCUGGCGCUGGGUCUUGGCAUGGGUGUGAAUGCAUUACGUCAUUGCCGACGGCGCAAGGCACGCACUGUGUUCAGUGACCCGCAGCUGUCGGGUCUGGAGAAACGUUUCGAGGCGCAGCGAUAUCUAUCGACACCGGAGCGAGUGGAACUGGCGACGGCGUUAGGACUGAGUGAGACACAGGUCAAGACGUGGUUCCAGAACCGUCGCAUGAAGCACAAGAAGCAGCUGCGACGACGCGACAAUGCCAAUGAGCCCGUUGACUUCUCACGCACAGAGCACAGUGGCAAGCAUCAAAAUGAAGCCUCCAACGGAUCUGGCUCCACAGACUCCAAGCAAUCCAAGCUGGCAAUGGGUGGGUCACAACCUUCAACCACCCAACAGCAGCAGCUGAAAAUGUGCUUCCUGCAACAUGGCUACUCAACGGAUGACUACUCUGAUUUGGAGGCCGACAGUGAGGAUGACGAUAACUCCAGCGAUGUGGACAUUGUGGGAGAUACCAAAUUAUAUCAACUUACAUAGGUCACAGCUAGCUCUAGAUUGUCAAUAAGUUGACCAUAUUCAGACAU
This is a messenger RNA of Drosophila innubila, 1376 nucleotides long. RefSeq names its product brain-specific homeobox protein. NCBI's taxonomy places the organism in Eukaryota, Metazoa, Arthropoda, Insecta, Diptera, Drosophilidae. Gene Ontology annotation, biological process: regulation of DNA-templated transcription. The coding region runs from base 1 to 1329 and encodes 442 amino acids. The record is from RefSeq and is a predicted model, not a curated record. Gene Ontology annotation, molecular function: DNA-binding transcription factor activity, RNA polymerase II-specific; DNA binding. The transcript is spliced from 4 exons.